AUGAGGCGGAAUCGCUCCCCUACAUCGCCUUCGCCCUAUCGCGCCCUCGCCCAUGGCGCCGGCGUCGGCGGUGUGCCAGAUUCCAUCUCCCUCCUCAGGUCCUUCAAUGUCGACACAAACCCUACCCGGCCCAUGCGGCCUUCCCCGCUGACCGCAUCAACCAUACGCGAUAUGCCACUCGACUUGGUUGACCGCAUUAGAUCUUUCCCCUUGUUCGUGUCCGCACCCGAUGAAUUCUUGGCUGCCAUUGGGAACCACCUAAGGCCGCAGGUUCAUGCCGCCCAGGACCAUAUCCUCACCGAGGGCGACGAUGCACGAGCAAUGUACUGGCUGGUGCGCGGGGUAGUGGCCGUCACCUCGCGCGAUGGCGAGGCCAUAUACGCCGAACUCAAGCCCGGCGCCUUUUUUGGUGAGAUUGGCGUUCUGAUGGACAUUCCCCGGACGGCAACCAUCGUGGCCCGGACGAAAUGUCUGCUCGUCGUCCUUAAGAAGGAGGACCUCCAGGCCGAGUUGCCAAAGUUUCCCGAUAUGGAGAAGGCAAUUCGCCACGAGGCCCAAGAGCGACUCAACAUUCUCAAGAAAAAGCGCCAGGAAGGAGGGCAUGCCACCAAGCCGCCGCCGACCCUCAUUAACGGCGCCAGAGAGCCAGCGCCUGGUGAGGUUUCAACGGGCGAGAUAGGCACCAUCAGUCAAGGCACAGUUAUCAAUUCGAAGAAGCGGAAAUCCCCCAGCCCAGGAGCCAUCGAGGACCCUGCCGCGGGCAGCGCUCUGGGCAGUGGUUUUGUCAACGUGCGCAGGACAUUACGGGAGCUGCCCCUGUUCUCAACGUUGCCUCCCGACAUUCUCCACCAGCUGGGCUUGAGUGCCCAGCCGAAGACUUAUUCGCCCUUCACAGACAUCGUCCAGCAAGGAUCAGCGGGCAACGAGAUCUUCUUCAUUGUGCGCGGCGAGGCGGAAGUCAUACGCGAGACGCAAAACAGCAACGAGCCCUUCAAGAAAACCACCCGCGCGACAUACCUACGGCCGAGGCUGAAAGCCGGUCAGUACUUCGGAGAGGUAGCCAGUCUGGGGUUGUCCGAAGGCCGGACAGCAACUGUGCGGGCCAUCACGACGGUUGAAUGUCUGAUGAUACCCGGCGAUGCACUAGACACGCUCUGGAGCCGCUGUUCGCCCGAUAUCAAGUCUCAGGUGGAAGAGACGGCUCGCAAGAGGUACAAGACGUCGGACGAAGACGUAGAAAUGACAUACGCGGACCCGAGAGAGCGGCCCAGCAAGUCAGACCCUUCCACGCCGACGACGCCCAGUGCUCUGCCGCACUUGACCUUCACAACCCCUUCAAAGCCCACAUCCCCCACAAAAGAUGAUGGCGAAACCAUGGAGCCCAAGGACCCGGAUCCCUUCUUGAGCGUGGACAUGGAGAACAUGCGGAACAGGAGACGCAAUUCCCUGGCCCCGCCCACGCCGCAGUCUGAUCCCUCGUCGCCGAUAUCCCUCAAUGGCUUCAGAGUGCAUCAGGUCGAAUCGACGCCGCUGCGCUACUCAAUGCCUCAGUCCCCUCCCGACUCGGAGGUGCCAGUCAAGCGAGCCCGUACGCUGCCGAGCCGGCCUCACCCGGCCUUGGUCCCCGCUCUUCCCGACGACAUGCUCAUUGCCGUCUUCCGGUAUCUGGACAUUGCCGAGCUGAUGCGGGCGCGACUCGUUUCCCACCAUUGGCGCAGAUUGCUAACGACACACCCCAAGGUGUGCCUGGAUCUGGACCUGUCCGGGCACAACAGGCGAGUAACGGAUGUGGCCAUCAAGACAGUAAUUGGCCCUUUUGCCGGUACGCGUCCCGAGGCUAUCGACAUCAGCAACUGUUUCCACAUCACGGAUGAUGGGUUCCGCAAUUUGUGGGAAAGCUGCGGCCGCAAUGUCAAGCGGUGGCGCAUGAGAUCAGUGUGGGACGUGUCGGCGAACCAGAUACUGGACAUGGCGGAGAACGCGAAAGGCCUCGAGGAGAUCGAUUGGAGCAACUGCCGCAAGGUCGGUGACAAUUUACUCGCCCGCGUGGUCGGUUGGGUGGUUCCCGAGCCGCCGCCGCCGCAGCCGCCGAGCAAGCAAGUGGUGAUAUCCAGCUCGACGGCGAAGUCGAGGCCUCAAAAAGCGGUGAUGCAGCAGCAAGCCCAACAGAGGGCAGCAGCCAACAUUCCCAAGCCGGGCACCGUCAUUGGCUGCCCGGCCCUCAGGCACCUCAACCUGUCGUACUGCAAGCACAUCACGGACAGGUCGAUGGCGCAUCUCGCAGCGCACGCGUCCAACAGGCUGGAGACGCUGUCUCUGACGCGCUGCACGUCCAUCACGGACGCGGGCUUCCAGUCGUGGGCCAACUUCCGUUUCCUGAAUUUGUCACAUCUAUGCCUGGCGGACUGCACCUACCUUUCGGACAACGCCAUUGUCGCGCUCGUGGGCGCGGCCAAGAAUCUGACGCACCUCGACCUGUCAUUCUGUUGCGCCUUGUCUGACACGGCGACGGAAGUGGUGGCGCUCGGGCUGCCGCAGUUACGGGAGCUUCGGCUCGCCUUCUGCGGCAGCGCCGUCUCGGACGCGAGCUUGCAAUCGGUGGCGUUGCACCUGAACGAACUCGAGGGGAUUUCUGUCCGGGGCUGCGUUAGAGUCACUGGCGGCGGAGUGGAAAACUUGCUUGAGGGAUGCGGGCGGAUACAGUGGGUGGACGUGAGCCAGUGCCGCAACCUCGAGAACUGGAUCCGAACGGGAGGCGUCAUGCGAUGGGGCUUCGACGAGCGCGGCGGCAAUGGCCUUUUGCCUGGGCAGAUACCCUUGCCGUUGCCCAACCCGACACGCACUACCAACCACGUGGGGCUGGGCGGCCGACCGCUGAGCUUCCGGCGGAGAACGAGAACGCCGGUGCGGUUCAUAGUGGAGAAGGGUUCCUUGGGACUCCGAUGA
Colletotrichum graminicola M1.001 is the source of this 2946-nucleotide messenger RNA. Its product is annotated as cyclic nucleotide-binding domain-containing protein. Bases 1 to 2946 code for a protein of 981 amino acids. The record is from RefSeq and is a predicted model, not a curated record. NCBI's taxonomy places the organism in Eukaryota, Fungi, Ascomycota, Sordariomycetes, Glomerellales, Glomerellaceae. The transcript has a single exon. Gene Ontology annotation, molecular function: protein-containing complex binding; protein binding.